Messenger RNA from Oryzias latipes (Japanese medaka), 1048 nucleotides. It is a transcript of the gene tmem81, whose product is annotated as transmembrane protein 81. The record is from RefSeq and is a predicted model, not a curated record. Lineage: Eukaryota; Metazoa; Chordata; Actinopteri; Beloniformes; Adrianichthyidae.
UUUGUGGAGCUUCUCUCUCUUUUUUUUUAACAGGCUGCAUCAUCAAGAUCUUCUGUCAUUCAGCGUUACUGCUAAAAUUUGAUCCGUAAAAAACUCCCACAACUGAUCUAAGUUUCUCUACUGAUGGAAAAAAUGCUUGCUGUUGUGCUUUUAAACGAAUUUAUAGCCAAUCAAAACCAAAACCAUUUCUUUGGGUGACAGAUGUUCAGAAAGUGCUUUGUUUAAAGAUUAUACAGGUGUUUCUUAUCAGAAUGCAGUGCAGCCUCAUGAAGCUUUGCCUGCUCCUCCUCCUCUUUCACCCGCCUGUUUCCGCCGGCCCGGACGAGGCCGAGAAAGUGGUGCUGGAGGUCAUCACUGACAGCUCCCCCUGCAGCACCACCUGUGGGCUGGGGAUCAGGACCCAAACCCUGUGUCUGCUGAAAGACAGCAAGACGGCGCUGGAGGAAAAAGUGGGGAGGAAGAACGGAACUAAGGACGCGAGUCAAACCAAGGUGUCAGAGGAGUGUCGGGUCAGAAAGGUCAACUGUUUGGAAUUAUGGCAGUGUGGACUCCAGACUAUGACUGUGACAACAGGACAGAGGGUGGAGAUUGACUGUCUGGGCGAAGUCAUGGAGGCCAUGGGAAGAUUCUCCUGGAGGGUGUCAUGGCGCUACGCUCGAGGAAUUAUCACCUCAGACGACUCUCUCUUUGAGCGCUGGACAGCUCCUCUUCUGGACCGAAUGGUUCUGGACCCUGUUAAAGAAGAGAACGCAGGAACGUAUCGCUGUGACGUGCAGGAUACCAACUUCCGCAGAGUGAAGAGGAUCUACUGGGGCAUCCGGGUUUUACCUGUCGGGGUCGUCAACUUGGAUUAUGAAAGCGCUCUGGCCCGGUGGAAGCAGGAUGAAAACCAGCAGAAGGAACUUCAAACGGUUACUCAGGCCGUUCUUCUAUAUGCAGUGGGGAUCAGUCUGAGCCUUGCCACAGCCUGCACUGGACUCGUCAGCCUCUACAGAACACUGAAAACAAGAUGUUCCAACAAAUAAAAAAAGAGCAAUUUUCAAACUUU